Messenger RNA from Ostrea edulis (European flat oyster), 4995 nucleotides. RefSeq names its product DENN domain-containing protein 1B-like. Gene Ontology annotation, cellular component: intracellular membrane-bounded organelle; cytosol. The coding region runs from base 165 to 2975 and encodes 936 amino acids. Lineage: Eukaryota; Metazoa; Mollusca; Bivalvia; Ostreida; Ostreidae. The record is from RefSeq and is a predicted model, not a curated record. The transcript is spliced from 21 exons. Gene Ontology annotation, molecular function: guanyl-nucleotide exchange factor activity; phosphatidylinositol phosphate binding. Gene Ontology annotation, biological process: endocytosis; endocytic recycling.
UUAAAUCCUGAGAAUAUCCGAGAGGGCAGAUUGCUGGUCACUUCCUGUCAAAACGGAUGAAAUUGUUGUUUACGAAAACAGCCUUUAAACAUCGAUAUUUCAAAUAUGCUAAAAUGUAGCAAUGAGAAACAGUGAAGAGAGUCCCUGGAUUACGAUCUGGUGAAAUGGGUUCACGACUAAGGGCGGACCCUGAGAGAAUAUUUGAAGUUUUUCUUGAAGUGGCGAAACCCGAUGGAGAUAAGGAUGGCAAGGAAACAUUCAUAGUGCAAAAGUAUCCUCCAAACUAUGAAGAUGAGGAUACUCUUAAAUCCGUGCCAAACUUUGCCUUCCCCUGCGAGACAGACAGGUAUACGACAACUGUGGAUCACUUCACCUUCGUGCUGACUGACCUGGAAAGUAAAUACAAGUUUGGAUAUUGUCGGUAUGCCACAGGAGCACAGACAUGCCUGUGUAUUGUUAGCUGUCUGCCCUGGUUUGAAGUGUUCUACAGCCUUCUGAACAUGUUGGCAGAAAUGAUUAACCGGAGUGAGGACAAUGACGUGACCGAUCUCCUCCGAGUAGCAUAUGCCAAUGGUGUUCCAGGCGCAAACUUAACCACAAGUGUUGUGGCAGGACAAGAGGAAUGGAAAUUUACUCCACCAGAUCCAGAGAAACUCCUCAGUAUUCCAACAAGUAGAAACCUCACAGAAUAUUACAAUGCUGUGGAUACAGAGAAAAUGAUGAUCAUUUUUGCCAGCAUGCUCAAUGAACGCCGUAUUGUGAUAACAUCUAAACGACUCAAUCGGAUGACAGCUUGUGUGCACGCCUCCGCUUCACUUCUAUAUCCAAUGCAUUGGCAACACCUGUUCAUUCCAGUUCUUCCAGCUUUUCUCAUUGACUACCUCAGUGCACCAAUGCCAUAUUUAAUAGGAGCACAUAAAACGUUAUUAGGGAAAGUAAAGGAGAACGAGCUCGGAGAUGCGGUGGUAGUAGAUGUGGACCAAAAUGAAAUUAAGACGUGUUUUAAUGAUCUAGAAGAAUUACCGUCUGAAAUCCAAUCCUAUUUAAAGAAACAUCUGAAGAAGGACAAGAUCGCUCUGGCUAUGGCAGCCUCUGGGGAUGCCAUUCCUAAAACCUUUCUCAUGUCCCUGGUGAAAUUAAUAGGUGGUUAUAGGGAUGCUCUAAAGUUUCAUCCUGGAGAAGAGAUUACUUUUAAUCCACAAGCAUUUAUACAGUCUAGACCAGAAUCCAUGCAACCAUUCCUGGAAAAAAUUCUUCAUCUACAAAUAUUUCAAGAGUUUAUCAACGAGAGGUUAGACAUGUUGAAUGGUGGAGAAGGAUUUACUGAUAUAUUUGAGAGAGAAGCCAUGACAAGAGCAGACAAGCUAAAUACUCAAUCUCGCUAUAAAGACUGGCUCCAUAAUGUCAAGUCGCAGGGUAAGCGGAUCCAGCGGGGGAGUAAGGACGUCUGGGCAGACUUCAAGGAAAAGGCAGCUCCAACAGUUACCAAUGUGAUGGACAGUAUUCGAGACAGAACCAAGAAAAAUUUUUCAAAUAUAAAGGAUAGAAUUACAGAGCUUCAGAAAACCAAGAGUGAAGACAAAAUGUCACGUUCGCCUGCAAUAAAUCGCCAUCGGCCGAACACCAUCAAUCUAGGACAAGAUCUGCGAGCCCAGAGACCCAUGCGGCCGGCAAAAUCUCCAGACACCCAGUCUGUGAAGUCACUGAAGGUGUACAGUACUCAACAAAGAGUCAGUAAGUACCAGAUCAUUGAAGAGAAGGAGAGAACACACGACGACUCGGGAAUGGACGUACCAUACAGUCGAGUUAGUAUCAAUCUUCUGGGUGACCCUGAUAUCCAGAAUGCCCUGAAUAAAUCGGCCAGUGCUGAAGACCUUAUCUCCCCUCGAGGGUUUUCCUUGAUUGAUGUGGCCGAGGAAUCAGAUUCCUCGUGUAACAGUUCACCAGCCCCCUCCUCCCUCAUAGACAUUGAUGCCAACAGUAUAGGGUCCACCGACACCCAGGACAGCUUUAACGUCCCUGCAACUGAUGGAUCAGACUCGCAAAGCAAUACGUCCACAGACUUCGAAAAUCCAGCUUCUCGUCCCAUUCCACCACCAAGGCGGCGAAAAGGUGAAAAGAAAAGGGAAGAAAAUGUGGUUGUGAAGGACCGGUUAAUAGGUGCUCGGAUGUCAAAAGACAGGCCCAAACCAGCCCCAAGGAAGAGUCUGUCAGAUGAAAUAAAAGAAGAAACUGUUCAGGGUAAAGCUGACAAUGAAUCAAAACCAGAGAGCGUGCCCGGCCCCCUGAUUCAGCUGGAGUCAAUGGAUGAUGACGAUUUCGAUCCAUUCUCUUCACAAAAGUCACAGACUGUAGGAAAGGUAGAAACAUUGAGGGGGAAGGGGGAAGACUCACCCUCACUGUUGAGGAGGACAGCAGCUGUUAAGAAACAAAAUGGCAGACCACCACGAGAUGACUCUUCGGAAAGGAGAACAGUGAAAAAUACAACACAGCUGGAGAGGAAACUGGAAGGCAUUGAAACAUUUGAUCCUUUAAGUAACACUUCUGAACAAACUCAAACAAAAGAAGAACCAAGAAAAAGUGUGCAUGAACUGAUGCAGAAUUGGGAGCUGCAUAAUUUACCUAUGUCAACAAACCCGUCUUUACCCACUGCUAAACCAUCCCUUGCACAAAAACCACAUUUAGGUUUCCCCAGUCCUCCCCAUUUUAAUGCUAGUCACGGAAUCCAUCAGCCUCUUGCUAGACUCAGUAAUUUUUCCCCACACCAAAUUCAACAAGUCUCUGUCAAUAUGUCAGGCCUGAGACUCUCUAACCCUUCUGUGCAUUCUUCCAUCUCCUCUCAGCGUACCAGUGGUGGUUCUGUGGCGUCAGCAGAUCGGUCAUCCGAUCCAUUCUCUGACCUCCUAGAACAGUCACUUUUGAAUAAAAGUGUUGAAAAUCCCUCACCUAAGAAGAACUGGGAAACAUUUGACUAAUUUAUUGGAAUGCUUUCAGUGAUAUUCCGCGAACUGGUGUAAAAUGGGCUCAUGCAGUACUUAAGUCUAAUAAUGUAAUUAUAUGAACUCAAUACUCUGUUGUUGAUGUAAGUUCAGUAGUGUUCUGUGAUUGGUUUAUGUAUGAUGUGAUAGUGUUUCUUAAGGAAGAUCUAUACAUGUUUUCUAUGGAAUUUAAUUAAUGAAGACUGGGUCCCCCCCUACCCCCUCCCUUGUGGUUAUUUCAUCUUCAAUUAUAUUUACUUAUUCAAGGGAAAAGCAUCAGACAACAACAAAUAUAAAAUGCUUUAUUUAUGUAUUCCAACUGUUUCUGUCCACAUGUACUACGACACAAUAUCUAUAGUGUUUUUCAGCCUGCAGAUUUCAUACUCCAUUUGUAAUUGAAUUGGUCGAGAUUUUGACACCAAAGUCAAUCUAAUACGAUGAGAAAAAGAAAUAAGACAAUUAUGAAAGAUUUUCAAGCAGUGUUUCCAAAAUCUACCGGUCCAAAGGUUUCAACCAGAUCAGCAAUAGGUGUUGGUACAUAUCAUUAUUCAAACUAGCAGAAUGAUUAAAAUGACUGGUUUGUUGGAAUUUUUUUUAAAACUCUGUGAAGUCAAUGGGCAAAAAAGCAUUGCAUCAAUUGCCUGGAUUAACAUAAGAUUGAAUAUUGUCAGUUUUUCUCAUUAUUUAUCAACAGAGUUUUCACCCGAUAUAUCGGUGGAUCUAAUGUGUAUUAGCCUUGAGAGUGGGUUUUGUUUUCGUGCCAGGUACACCAAUGCAAGUUAAUUAUAAUCAAUUGAAAUUGCUAUCUCAGUCCUAUUACAAACUGAAGAAGUCCAUGUAGAUAAAAUAAAUGAUGUUCAUUCAAAUGAAAACAACUUUCAAUAGCUGCCAUUUUAGGUAUGGAUUAGGGGCUCUUAUGGAGCCAAGUUACGAAAAUUGAGAUAUGAGGCCAGGAAAAUUGGAACACCAUUUCUUAAUUAUUAAUCAACAAAAAUUACUGAUAUACAUACAAAGCAUAGUAUAGGGUAAAAUAUAGUAAAGAUGUUUACUGAAAGUAGCUGGAAUCCCAUCAAUACUUGUUUGAAAAUGUUUGUGCUUUAUUUGUGUCUCACUAAAAAAAAAAAAAAAUUACAUUCCAAAGACGUGUAGACUGGUUAACAGAACAAGAUUCCAAAUAUAAUUUUGCUUCUAUGAUUUGGAAGAUAUUUUCUGUAUCCUGAUAACUUGAAUUGAAUUUUUGUUCAAGUGGCAGUUAUGUAAGUCCAGGCCUGGAGGUUAUAACUUUUACCAUACUCGUACUCAAACUCAGCCAUGUUUGUUUUGAGUACAACUCUGAGCAAACUCCAAAAAUCUUGAGUAUGUACUACAAUUGAGUAUGAGAAUGAUUUUAUAACCUUAACUUUUGAGUACGAUUUGGAGCACAUAGAUCGAGUUUGUAUGAAAACGGGCUCAAAAGUUUUAUAACCUCCAGGCCAGGACCGAGUUUUACAAGUUAUUUAAACUGAUCAUGAACUCUAACAUUUAUAUAGUGGAACUUGACCAUCACUUAACUCUAAUAGGUUAACAACUUGGAUCAGCUGUUCAGUAUUAUUAAAUUUGAUGACCAUCUGAUGAUGGCUACAAGUAGAUAGUUUGUAGGAUAUUUAAUUUUCCCUCGCCUGUCUCCUGCAUAGCAUAUAAAUCUCAUUUCAUUUAUUUUUAGUUACCUAAAGGGAAUACAAAUGUUACCAUGUGUAAGAAUUGAAAUAAAAUGUUGCCAUGCACUUGGAAUAGAAAUCCAUAAUAGAUGAUCCAGUUUGAUUGAACAAUCUAAUGUUAAGGGAAUUAACUCUUCACAACAAACAGGUUAUAUUGGGUAUCUAUGGCAACUGUUUAGUUUUAUACAGAAUACCAGAAGUACUUGUGGUCAGAACUUCAAAUUUUAGAUUGUUGCAGUUUUGUUUGAAAUUCCAGCCUGUUAUGUUAAUGAUGUUUUACUCUUGCUAAAUAUGUUGAAACAAUAUAUUUUGAAGAAAGA